AUGACUGCAAUUAUGCAAAAGUCUACCGCCAUCUUUGGUCAUCCACAAAUCCCAGCUCCCGGCUUUGACCGAGUUUUCUGGGUUAGUCAAGACGCGGAAAUACUCGCCAAUUGGAAGCAGCCAUGGUCGGAGAGGUCUUUGGAAGACUUGUAUCAAGAUCAUCCCGAGAAGCGACUCCGUAGUAUCGAGCCGAGCACCCUGGGGCUUGUGGCAAAGACAGCUCUGCAGAUUGCAGAUGAAGCAGCAAACAACUGGCUGACAUCGUUUUGCCCUGGCACCAAGUGGUCUGACAGUAUCAUCAAUGUAGACAACAUCUACGCCUUUACCGCGUCCGAGCCCGACUACACCAUCCUGGCCAAGGCCGUGUCUCUGCAAGGCGUGAAAGAGGCGAUCGCAUCGCUCUUGUUGAGCUCGAAGACAAUGGUGCGCGAUGCAAAGAGCAUGACGCCGCUGAUUCUGGCUCGCGUGAUGGACCAAUCUGUUGCGGUCUGCCAGGUCGCCAAGGACGACAAACGCCGCGUACUGCUCGAGACGACAAAGGCGAAGGUGGAGUGGUUACCCGUCGCACUGGAUUGCAAGAGACUAGGCAUACAACGCCGUGCCAUCAAGAGUCUCGAGGAGUAUCAGGCAAGGGUCCGGAACGAGCCAGCUCAUGCGAACCCAUCUAAGCAAGCUGGUCGUCGCGUCAAGGGAGAAACAAUGGUGCUAGAUCGCGCCCUGGCCGAGUUUCAAGAGUACCGUUUGGACUUUUUAGUCGAGAUGUACAGAACACUCCGGCAAUUGCUGGAGGCGACCGCUUGA
This is a messenger RNA of Truncatella angustata, 801 nucleotides long. RefSeq lists its product as uncharacterized. NCBI's taxonomy places the organism in Eukaryota, Fungi, Ascomycota, Sordariomycetes, Amphisphaeriales, Sporocadaceae. The transcript is spliced from 2 exons. The coding region runs from base 1 to 801 and encodes 266 amino acids. The record is from RefSeq and is a predicted model, not a curated record.